AUGGCGUUUAAUGAAGCAAACAUUAUCUUAACUUCUUUAAAUCAUGCAGAAAUCAUUGCCGUUCAUGAAGCGAGCCGGGAGUGUGUUUGGUUAAGAUCAAUGACUCAACAUAUUCAGAAAAUGUGUGGAUUUCCUUUGAAUAAGGAUAUUCCAACUACAUUAUAUGAAGAUAAUGCUGCAUGUAUAGCUCAGUUGAAGGGAGGUUACAUUAAAGGAGAUGGAACAAAACACAUUUCACCAAAAAUUUUCACUCAUGAUCUUGACAAGAAAGGUGAAAUAGACGUUCAACAUAUUCGUUUUACCGAUGAUUUGGUAGACCUAUUCACUAUAGCAUUACUAAUGUCAACAUUUGAGAAGCUGGUAUUCAAUAUUGGGAUGCAUCGUCUCCGAGAAAUAAAAUGA
Capsicum annuum is the source of this 402-nucleotide messenger RNA. RefSeq lists its product as uncharacterized. The transcript has a single exon. The record is from RefSeq and is a predicted model, not a curated record. Lineage: Eukaryota; Viridiplantae; Streptophyta; Magnoliopsida; Solanales; Solanaceae. The coding region runs from base 1 to 402 and encodes 133 amino acids.